AUGGAUUGCUUGCGGGACAAGUUUAUCCAAGGGAAACUCCUCGAUGGACGUUUCCAGACAGUUGCUCCGCUUAACCAUGGCUCCUUUGGAAUGGUCUUUCUCGCCAAAGACACCUUCACUGGAGAGCAGGUGGCCAUCAAGUGUCUGACCAAGCCCUCUUCUGCGGAUUCCACCUCUCCCUUAUCUGUCGAUGACCGUUCGGAGGAGAUGCAGUGCCACAUGAAGCUUGGACAACACCCAAACUUGGUCAACCUUGUGAGCUCCUUCGAGACCCAAUCACACGUCUUCUUGGUUCUCGAAUACUGCUCCAUGGGUGAUUUGUACGAAGCCAUCCGGACUAAUCGUGGGCCGCUCGAGACUGAACACCUCAUCGACGGCGUUGAGUUCAUGCAUUCUAAGGGGCUCUACCAUCGAGACAUCAAACCAGAGAACAUCUUCCUCUGUCAGGAUGGCUCCAUGAAGCUCGGCGACUUUGGCCUGGCAACCAGCAGCCCUUGGUCCUUUGAGGCUUGUGUAGGAAGUGACCGAUACAUGGCUCCGGAACAGUACGAGCCUACUGCGGCUGGAUACUCGCCUGCCAAAGCCGACAUCUGGUCCAUCGGCAUCUGCCUCUUGAACAUCCUCUUCGCGAAGAACCCCUUCGUCACUCCCACUGAAUCCGACAUCCUCUUCGCCGACUACUCUCGUGACCGACAGUCGCUCUUCGACAUCUUCCCAAACAUGUCCCAGGAUACCUUUGAGGUGCUCAGACACUCUCUUGCUCUGGACCCCGAGAGGAGAUCACUUGCCGGCAUGAGAGAGUCCAUCGUGCGUGCCGUCACCUUCACCACAGAUGAUGAGUCUCUCGAUGAGUUUUGCACCGAAGACCGUGACGUCGUUGCUGCCAGUGCCUACCGUGAACCUCUUCGCACCCCAUCCAUUCAGACUCCGCAGGUCAACCAGGGAGACUCUUUCCCUUGGGCAAAGGCUCUUCAGAUCUCCCCUCAGCAGGAUGCUCGUCGUCUCUCGGUUAUCCCGGAUACCGAGAGCUACAGCGAGGAUCUCUUCCCUGCCUCAGAAGUGGAUGGUGCCUCCUGGUACUCUACGCACGCUGUCUCCCCAUCGAUCGGUUCUACUCUGGAUUCAAAUUUGGGUGCCUCGUUCAAAUCGAUGAAGAUCCGCCAGUCUACCUUCCGCAAAGCCCCCCGCCCAGCUCCUAUCAGUGAGUCUCUCCCUACUACUGCGACUCGCCCAUUUUCGGCCAUGUCUCUGGUCUUUGGAAAGGGUAGCUCCGAUCAAGUGUCUAAGAGCUGGAGCGAUCUUUGGGAUGAGGAGGAGUCUGAACUCGAGGAAGCCCGCCUGCGCAGCCGCCAGGCCCAGAACUCCCGAACUUGGAGCAAGGAGAGCAAUACCGCUGAUGUCACUGGCCUUGGCCUUUCUGAAAUUGAGGAUCCAUCUUCCGUGCUUAACGUCCGGCCAAUUCCAAUCGUCAAGGACGAGAAGAAUAAGAAGAAGGCCGUGUCUCCAGCCACGCCAUCCAAGCCACGAAGCAUUCUUGGGGAGAGCAGCAACACUCCUGUCCCGCCAUCCCGAUACUCUCCGUCUAAGAACUCAAUUAUGGACAAGUGGGCUGCUCUGGGCAAGAAGCGCAUGAACCAUUCGCCCGAAAAAGAUCUUCGUGCUGCCUCUACCCCCAAGACCAAGACUCCCAGCUGGCGAAAGGAACCACAGUACGAUCACGGCACCUGGACCAAGAAGAAGUUCCAGUCGAAGGACAGCCGAGGACACAAUUACCAGCAACAACCCAUCCAACCUUAUAUGCUGAGCAAGGAUUGGCGUCGCGACAAAGACCAGACGAUCAGACCAAAGAGAGCCCAACAUUACCCCCAGCUUCCCAUCUAUUCCCCGGCGGUGAUUGAUGACGAAUUCGACUUUGUCGGCGGUUGGCAGGACCUACACCCGUAG
Messenger RNA from Microsporum canis CBS 113480, 1944 nucleotides. RefSeq names its product serine/threonine-protein kinase ksp1. Gene Ontology annotation, molecular function: ATP binding; protein serine/threonine kinase activity. The coding region runs from base 1 to 1944 and encodes 647 amino acids. Gene Ontology annotation, biological process: autophagosome organization; peptidyl-serine phosphorylation; autophagy. Gene Ontology annotation, cellular component: cytoplasm; autophagosome. The record is from RefSeq and is a predicted model, not a curated record. The transcript is spliced from 2 exons. NCBI's taxonomy places the organism in Eukaryota, Fungi, Ascomycota, Eurotiomycetes, Onygenales, Arthrodermataceae.